Molecule: messenger RNA, 1050 nt
Organism: Jatropha curcas
Lineage: Eukaryota; Viridiplantae; Streptophyta; Magnoliopsida; Malpighiales; Euphorbiaceae
Source: RefSeq, a predicted model, not a curated record
GUUGCAGUAUUAUAUCGACGUGCUAGCCAUCACAAGUAGAAUGCCUUUGAAGGAUCAGAUGGUUGGAAUGCUUGAUGCAGUUGAUGAUUUAUAUGAUGGAGUUGUUGUAGAAAUGAAGCAGCAUAUGGACGCCGACAUUUUUGUUCCUUUACUUAGAGCCUCCCUUUCACAAUGGAAGCAACAGGGGAAGAGAGGUGUUUGGAUAAAACUGUCAAUCCAACUUGCUAAUCUCAUCUAUCCAGUAGUUCAGGAAGGAUUUAGGUAUCAUCAUGCUGAAUCAGAUUACUUGAUGUUGGUGCGAUGGCUACCUAAUACCGCCGAUACUCUUCCAGUAAAUGCUACACAUCGAGUGGGUAUUGGAGCUUUUGUAGUAAAUGAUAAAGUGCUUGUGGUUCAGGAGAAGGGUGGUGCAUUUAAAGGUACAGGUUUAUGGAAGCUACCAAUUGGGGUUGUCAAUGAGGGAGAGGAUAUCUGUAAAGCUGCAGUUCGGGAGGUUAAAGAAGAAACUGGAAUUGAUGCUGAAUUUGUGGAAAUUUUAGCAUUCAGGCAAAGUCACCAAUCAUUCUUUAGCAAAUCAGAUUUAUUUUUCGUUUGCUUGUUACGACCAAUAUCCUUUGCGAUCCAGAAGCAAGAUUCAGAGGUUGCAGCAGCCCAGUGGAUGCCAAUUAAGGACUAUGUGGAUCAACCAUAUAAUCAAGAACACCAGCUCUUCAAGUAUGUUGCUGAAAUAUGCAGAACUAAGUUAGAAAGGGACUAUGUUGGGUUUUCUGCAACGCCUAUGGUCACAGCUUCUGGUAAAAAGGUCUAUUUGUACUUCAACGGCAGGGAUUUCAGCAAACUGUAAGACCUUUACAGUAGAAUCCUGUCACUUACUGAUAAUAACUAAAAUCUCCCUGCUAUCCAUAAAUAACUAAAAUGUUAAAAGUUAGCUAGUAGUUGCUGAUAGUUAAUAGUGAUCAUGUUAAAGAAAAAUUAUUGUGUAAAAUCCGCAAUUGUAUUAUGUCAGGAAUCAAUAAAAUAUUAUUGUUCCCUCGAGGGUCGUUUUGAGUA